CCUUCCCAAGUAAACACAAUGCAUUUAACAAAAAAAUUUGAAAAGAAAAAAACAUUUUAUUUCUCCUCCAAAACCCUAGGAUUCAUAAAAGAAAUUCUUCAUAUUUAAAUAUCUGAUUUUGCAUCCAUCGAUUAAUCAUUGAAAGUUAAUGGCUGAAGAAGCAGUAUCGACGCAGCCUCAAUCAUCGGUGGCUCCAUUGGGAUCUUCCGUUAUACCGAUAGUGAACAAGUUACAGGACAUCUUCGCUCAGCUUGGUAGUCAGUCCAGCAUAGAGUUGCCGCAGGUGGCGGUGGUCGGAAGCCAGAGUAGUGGUAAGUCCAGCGUGCUUGAGUCUCUCGUGGGCCGCGACUUCCUGCCUCGUGGUUCUGAUAUCUGCACGCGCCGUCCGCUAGUCCUUCAGCUCGUCCAGAUCAAGCGUAAGCCUGAUGGUUCUGAGGAGGAGUAUGGCGAGUUUCUUCACUUGCCUGGAAAGCGCUUCUAUGACUUCUCGGAGAUUCGAAGGGAGAUUCAGGCUGAGACAGAUAGGGAGGUUGGAGGAAACAAAGGUGUAUCCGACAAGCAGAUUCGACUUAAGAUUUUCUCCCCUAAUGUUCUUGAUAUCACUCUUGUGGAUUUGCCUGGAAUCACAAAAGUUCCUGUUGGCGACCAACCCUCUGACAUUGAAGCUCGAAUUAGAACCAUGAUCAUGUCAUACAUUAAACAGCCAAGCUGUCUGAUUCUGGCUGUUACUCCGGCAAAUUCAGAUUUAGCAAACUCUGAUGCUCUACAGCUUGCAGGAAAUGCCGAUCCUGAUGGUUGUAGAACCAUUGGGGUUAUUACAAAGUUGGAUAUAAUGGACCGAGGUACUGAUGCUCGUAACUUGCUGCUUGGAAAAGUGAUUCCCCUUCGACUUGGUUACAUAGGUGUUGUGAAUCGUAGUCAGGAGGAUAUUUUCAUGAACCGGAGUAUCAAGGAUGCCCUUGUUGCAGAGGAAAAGUUCUUCCGGAGUCGUCCAGUUUAUAAUGAUCUUGCUGAUCGCUGUGGUGUGACUCAGCUGGCAAAGAAGUUGAACCAGAUUUUAGUGCAACAUAUCAAGACAAUACUUCCUGGACUGAAAUCACACAUUAGUUCCGCACUGGUGUCUCUGGCAAAGGAGCAUGCAAGCUAUGGAGAAAUCACAGAAUCAAAGGCUGGUCAGGGAGCUCUUCUUCUGAAUAUUCUUUCAAAGUACUGUGAAGCGUUCUCAUCAAUGGUAGAGGGGAAAAACGAAGAAAUGUCUACAUAUGAGCUGUCUGGUGGAGCAAGGAUUCACUAUAUUUUCCAAUCAAUCUUUGUUAAGAGCUUAGAGGAGGUUGAUCCUUGUGAAGACUUGAGUGAUGAUGACAUUCGAACUGCCAUUCAGAAUGCAACUGGUCCUCGAUCUUCACUAUUUGUGCCAGAAGUCCCAUUUGAAGUACUUGUUCGAAGGCAGAUAGCACGUCUACUAGAUCCAAGCCUUCAAUGUGCCAGGUUCAUAUAUGAUGAGUUAAUAAAGAUAAACUAUCGCUGUAUGGUGAAUGAACUGCAGCGGUUUCCUGUUCUGAGAAAGCAUAUGGACCAAGUGAUUGGGAAUUUUCUUCGAGAAGGCCUUGAGCCAUCUGAGACAAUGAUAGGUCAUAUUAUUGAAAUGGAGAUGGAUUACAUAAAUACUUCACACCCGAAUUUUAUUGGUGGGAGCAAGGCCGUAGAGCUUGCCAAUCAGCAGAUCAGGAAUUCCAGGGUUGCUUUGCCUAUAUCUAGAUCAAAGGAUGGAUUAGAGACGGAUAAAGUACCUAAUUCUGAAAGAAGUGUUAAAUCUCGGGCUAUUCUUGCUAGACAAGUUAAUGGAAUUGUGGCUGAUCAGGGAGUCCGUCCUGUUGCAGAUGUUGAAAAAGUCCCUUCUACUGGUACAAGUGGUUCGACUUGGGGCAUUUCAUCAAUAUUUGGUGGCAGUGAUAACCGUUCAUCAGUGAAAGAGAGCUUAACAAACAAGCAACACGGUGAACCUGUUCAUGACAUGGAGCAGGCUUUGUCCAUGAUCCAUUUGAGAGAGCCCCCGUCUGUCUUGAGGCCUUCAGAAGACCGUUCAGAAACUGAAGCUAUUGAAAUUGCUAUCACUAAAUUGCUCUUAAAAUCAUACUACGAUAUUGUUAGAAAGAAUAUAGAGGACUCUGUGCCUAAAGCAAUUAUGCACUUCUUGGUAAACCAUACAAAACGAGAACUUCACAAUGUCUUUAUCAAAAAGCUUUACAGAGAGAACCUGUUUGAAGAAAUGUUACAGGAACCUGAUGAGAUUGCUUCUAAGAGAAAACGUACCCGAGAAACACUCCGAGUUCUUCAACAGGCAUUCAGGACAUUGGACGAAUUGCCAUUGGAAGCUGAAGCAGUUGAGAGGGGUGGAUACAGUUUGGAUUCUGAUCCAACAGGGCUGCCGAAGAUCCAUGGACUACCAACAUCCUCAAUUUAUUCCACUAGUGGUUCAAAUGAUUCCUAUAUGGCUUCUCCUAAAAACCCAAAGUUUCGCAAGUCAUCUCACUCCGGUGAACUAUCGACACACUCGUACGCUAAUACCGAUUCAAAUGGAAACGGACGUAGUUACAUGCCGGGCCUCUAUCCGACCGUUGAUUUCUAAGAUGAAUGGAUAGGUAAGCUUGCAUUUGAGUUCAAGUUUUCAUCAAAUCUGGAGGCAUUAUAUUCAUUUGAUUGCUCAAUCUAGUUUCUCCCCCGAAUUCUUUGAAAUCCCUCCGAUCGAAGUCGGUGAAUCGUUGUGUUGGUUUUAUCUUCCAUCAUUAUAUGUCUGCAAGUCGGCUAUCAUAAUUUAGUGUCAUAAUUGCAUUGUUUAUAGGUCCAGAAAGAACAAUGGGUGUGAGAACCCUGUUUUU
This is a messenger RNA of Hibiscus syriacus, 2879 nucleotides long. RefSeq names its product dynamin-related protein 3A-like. NCBI's taxonomy places the organism in Eukaryota, Viridiplantae, Streptophyta, Magnoliopsida, Malvales, Malvaceae. Gene Ontology annotation, biological process: peroxisome fission; mitochondrial fission. Gene Ontology annotation, cellular component: mitochondrion; microtubule; membrane. Bases 149 to 2629 code for a protein of 826 amino acids. Gene Ontology annotation, molecular function: microtubule binding; GTPase activity; GTP binding. The record is from RefSeq and is a predicted model, not a curated record. The transcript has 20 exons.